GUUAUCCCCUUCCGUUAGACCAGUGUGUGGCUCUCACCCUUCUUUACUGUCGUAACCAAAUUCAGAAACUUUGUUUCUUCAAUCCCAACGAAGAAUAAAGAAAAGCAGUUCAAUGGAGAGAGCUAACUAAAAGAACUCUCUGUUCUUUACUGAGAGAGAGUAUCUGAAUGUCUGAAUGAGCUCCCAUGCCUUCUUUAGACAUUGCUACUUCACAGUCUUCCUUCCGAGACUAUCGAGGAGCAUCAAGAGUUCAUAUCAAAUUUUCUAGUAGCCCUUCAGAUGUAUGUGCCUUUGGAAAGGAAAAAAGUCUGGCUUCUGCAUGGACUGGGUGCAUUCGUAUCCCAAGAAAACCAAGCUUCAAUGCAGGGCAUCUUGAGAUGCGGAACACAGUCAUUGUCAAUGCAGUUGUGACUUUCGAACCAAAGUAUUUGGUUCAGAGUGAAGAUGGACACACACAAGACUGUGACUGGCAAUCGGGUUCUAAUUCAGAUUCUAGAAUGUUUGAUUCUUUAAGUGAAGACUCCAGUGAAAUGGAUGAGAAGGAGAGGUUGAGGCGGAUGAGGAUUUCCAAAGCGAAUAAAGGGAAUGUUCCCUGGAACAAAGGCAGGAAACACAGUGCAGAAACACUGCGGCGGAUCCGAGAGCGGACCAAAUUGGCAAUGCAGGAUCCUAAGGUCAAAAUGAAGCUAGUGAACUUGGGGCACGCUCAGAGUGAGGAGACAAGAGUAAAAAUUGGGUUAGGAGUACGGAUGGGAUGGCAACGCCGCCGCGGAAAGUUGAUGAUCCAAGAGAAGUGUCAUCUAGAAUGGCAAAAUUUGAUUGCAGAAGCUUCUAGGAAGGGCUAUGAAGGUGAAGACGAACUGCAGUGGGAUUCAUAUAAGAUUUUAGACAAACAACUUGAAGAGGAGUGGUUGGAGAGUGUCGAGAGGAGGAAAUUGAUGCCAAGGCCAAAAGGCAGCAAAAGAGCACCGAAAUCCCCAGAGCAGCGGAGGAAGAUCUCGGAGGCCAUUUCUGCCAAAUGGGCUGAUCCUGGAUACCGUGACCGGGUUUGCUCCGCACUCUCUAAGUAUCAUGGCACGCCUGUCGGAGCUGAAAGAAAACCAAGAAGAAAACCAACUGGAGAAACACUGUCUGUGAGAAGGAGCGCUACGAAGAGGAGAGCGACCGAUUGGUACAACAGCACUAGAGCUGAGGGUAGAAGUCCUGGAAAAGUAGUGUCUAGGAAAAAGAGUAAUGUACCAUCAUACAAAGAUCCAUUGGCCAAGUCCAAGUUGGAAAUGAUAAAGAAGAUUAGAGAGGAUAGGGCAGCCAUUGAAACCAAGAAAAGGGAAGCCACGGAAAGGGCAAAGUUGCUGAUUGCUGAGGCUGAGAAAGCUGCAAAGGCUCUGGAGGUCGCUGCAAUGAAAAGCCCACUUGCCCGAGCUUCACUAAUGGAAACCAGGAAGCUUAUUGCCGAAGCAACGCGGUCGAUUGAAAGCAUAGAGACAGGACAGUUCACUUCAUCUAACAGUCAAAAGAUCAAUUCUUUCAAUUCCAACGGCUCAGCAAACCACUUCCAUGAGGAACGGGAUACAGAAAUUUCCGAACUGAUUCCACAUAAAAGAGAAGUGAAUGGAACCCAUCUUAUCUCUUCAAGCAACAACAACCACAAAGACUUCAAUCUCGACAAAUAUGCUUUGAAGUUACUAAAUGGGAGUGAAUCUUUGCCUGCAAUUCAAAGUGCUGAAGGAAUCCAUGACUACUUUCCACCCCAAUCACAUCCAGACAGUGCAGAAAAGCAGUUGGGCAAGACGGAUCAGCUAGUCGAUCCACCUGAACUCAAUGGUGCUGGAAAAUGCGAGAUCAUGCCCUGUGAAGGAGAAUUGACCGGAGUUGUAUCGGCAAGGGAAGCUGAGAAUUCAUCAUCUGAUACUGCAUCUAAGAAGAAGUGGGUUUGUGGGCGCCUGGUUGAUGUAGCUGAAGAUUAGGAGAAUGUCCUCAAAUAUCAAUCUCUAAAGCCGAUUUUGCAGAUAUAGAGUAAAAACAGUCCUAGGCUGCGUUUGGAUGCGCAAGUGAAUUGAAUUGUGAAUUGACAAAAAUUUAAUAUUGUUUUCUUGCAUUCAUAAUGAAGUAGCCUUCAAAUUUCA
This is a messenger RNA of Magnolia sinica, 2126 nucleotides long. RefSeq lists its product as uncharacterized. Lineage: Eukaryota; Viridiplantae; Streptophyta; Magnoliopsida; Magnoliales; Magnoliaceae. Gene Ontology annotation, molecular function: DNA binding. The coding region runs from base 186 to 1967 and encodes 593 amino acids. The transcript is spliced from 7 exons. The record is from RefSeq and is a predicted model, not a curated record.